Molecule: messenger RNA, 4771 nt
Organism: Coregonus sp. 'balchen'
Lineage: Eukaryota; Metazoa; Chordata; Actinopteri; Salmoniformes; Salmonidae
Source: the annotation of a GenBank genome assembly
AUGGCGUGCGUUGCAGUUCGCUUGGUAAGGUUUCGUUAGGCUAUAUUUUGCUGGAAUAUAAGUGUUCAAUUGCUUGAUUUCGAAAUCAAUUUGACAAACAUUUUUUUUACCAAACAAUUUUGUUAAAAUGUUUGCUUGUUUGAUUCCGUUGACUUUUAAUCAAAUCGAAGUCACCUCCCUACUCUCUCGUUGCCUAUAUGCCUAUUUAUAAAUGUCUUCUCCCAUUUUUAGGACAAAGGAGCCCUAAAAAAGAUUGAUGGAGCCAAAAAAAGGCUUGAUAACAAAGUGGUAUGUGUUGUUGUGGAGCCACAUGUGAAGCAUCCCCUACAAAACAGGUGUGUUUUCAGGUUGAGAGAUUCCUAGUACAUGUUAAUUACUUUGAGGUUUCUAUUGUUUUUUGUUUGUUUUGUCAAUCAAUAACAUUUAUGGCUCAUACCUGGGGUGUAUUCAUUACGUCGAUUCUGUUGCAAAACGUUCCGUCUGAUAAACGUUUACUCAACGGAAAACGUUUUGCAACGAAAACUAAUUUCUAUUAGAUAAAUUCAGGAAGGGCCCUCUGUUUCAUUUCAUUUACUAUUUUUGGUUAUUUUAACUAAACGGUUUCUGUUGCAAAACGUAGUUAAUGCGCAAUUCACUUUACAAUUCAGAUAACAAUUGAAAUAUGAAGAGGGUCCACCAACCUCUGCUUUUAUUCUAUUCUAUCACUUGUGUGUUUCAGAUGGGCCCUCUGGUUCUACAAGAACGAUAAAAGCAAAAUGUGGCAGGAUAAUCUGAGACUCAUCACAAAGUUUGACACAGUGGAAGACUUCUGGGCGUGAGUUUUGCAGUUUGUCUUUGAUUUUCAGUAGGCUAAAUGGCUGAUAUCCUUGUCAGUUUUAUACAGUGGGGGAAAAAAGUAUUUAGUCAGCCACCAAUUGUGCAAGUUCUCCCACUUAAAAAGAUGAGAGGCCUGUAAUUUUCAUCAUAGGUACACGUCAACUAUGACAGACAAAUUGAGAGAAAAAAAAUCCAGAAAAUCACAUUGUAGGAUUUUUAAUGAAUUUAUUUGCAAAUUAUGGUGGAAAAUAAGUAUUUGGUCACCUACAAACAAGCAAGAUUUCUGGCUCUCACAGACCUGUAACUUUUUCUUUAAGAGGCUCCUCUGUCCUCCACUCGUUACCUGUAUUAAUGGCACCUGUUUGAACUUGUUAUCAGUAUAAAAGACACCUGUCCACAACCUCAAACAGUCACACUCCAAACUCCACUAUGGCCAAGACCAAAGAGCUGUCAAAGGACACCAGAAACAAAAUUGUAGACCUGCACCAGGCUGGGAAGACUGAAUAUGCAAUAGGUAAGCAGCUUGGUUUGAAGAAAUCAACUGUGGGAGCAAUUAUUAGGAAAUGGAAGACAUACAAGACCACUGAUAAUCUCCCUCGAUCUGGGGCUCCACGCAAGAUCUCACCCCGUGGGGUCAAAAUGAUCACAAGAACGGUGAGCAAAAAUCCCAGAACCACACGGGGGGACCUAGUGAAUGACCUGCAGAGAGCUGGGACCAAAGUAACAAAGCCUACCAUCAGUAACACACUACGCCGCCAGGGACUCAAAUCCUGCAGUGCCAAACGUGUCCCCUGCUUAAGCCAGUACAUGUCCAGGCCCGUCUGAAGUUUGCUAGAGUGCAUUUGGAUGAUCCAGAAGAGGAUUGGGAGAAUGUCAUAUGGUCAGAUGAAACCAAAAUAGAACUUUUUGGUAAAAAAGUUCGCCCGGACAACGGAGUGGCUUCGUAAGAAGCAUUUCAUGGUCCUGGAGUGGCCUAGCCAGUCUCCAGAUCUCAACCCCAUAGAAAAUCUUUGGAGGGAGUUGAAAGUCUGUGUUGCCCAGCGACAUCCCCAAAACAUCACUGCUCUAGAGGAGAUCUGCAUGGAGGAAUGGACCAAAAUACCAGCAACAGUGUGUGAAAACCUUGUGAAGACUUACAUAAAACGUUUGACCUGUGUCAUUGCCAACAAAGGGUAUAUAACAAAGUAUUGAGAAACUUUUGUUAUUGACCAAAUACUUAUUUUCCACCGUAAUUUGCAAAUAAAGUCAUUAAAAAUCCUACAAUGUGAUUUUCUGGAAAAAAUAUUCUCAUUUUGUCUGUCAUAGUUGACGUGUACCUAUGAUGAUAAAUUACAGGCCUCAUCUUUUUAAGUGGGAGAACUUGCACAAUUGGUGGCUGACUAAAUACUUUUUUCCCCCCACUGUACCUACUGUGGGUAUUGCAACUUCUAGGCAAGUGUCAGUAAAUUAAACCUACAAAAGUAUGUUGGGAACCUAUGAUGUAGGUCACCACCACUUGUAUUGUUUUCUCGACUGAAAAUGUAUUUGGUUUUAUAGGUUGUACAACAACAUUCAGCUGGUGAGCAAGCUUUCAUCUGGUUGCGACUACUCCGUUUUCAAGGUGAUGUAGACUUGUGGAGAAAUGUCUCCUUCAGUUUGAGGUUUUCAAUUUCCAUCAUACUUCUCAUACAUGUACUCCUAUAUUACUUGGACUAAAGUGAUACUGUCACUUCCCCCAGGAUGGCAUUGAGCCAAUGUGGGAAGACAGGCGUAACAAGUGUGGAGGACGCUGGCUGAUUACACUGUCGAAGCAGCAGAGGCACACUGAACUCGACCGCUUCUGGAAGGAGACGGUCAGUUGUUGGUCCACUCUGCUUUACACUUUUGUAUCACUGAAAGCCAGAAAUACUGUGUGCUCAAGAUUUGUCAGGAAGCUGAUUCAAAUCCAAAUAAAAUGAUUGGUCGCAUACACAUACUGUAUUUAGCAGAUGGUAUUGCGGGUGUAGCGAAAUGCUUGUGUUCCUAGCUCCAACAGUGCAGUAUAAUCUAACAAUACACACAUCUAAAAGUAAAAUAAUUGAAUUAAGAUAAUAUAAAUAUUCGGACGAGCAAUGUCUGAGUCCGGAGUAUAAAUAUGUGAUGUGUAGACAUUAUACUACAUUCUAUCCACAUACUGUCCAUAUCUGAAGAAUACGUAGGAUAGAAUAGUAUAUGUACAGCAAUAGAUUAAAAGGAUAGGCCUUGACUAGAAUACAGUAUAUACAUAUGAAAUGGAUAAAACGGAAUGGAAAUAUUAUUAAAGUGACCAGUGUUCCAUGUCUAUGUACAUAGGGCAGCAGCCUCCAAGAUGCAAUGUUGAGUAACCGGGUGUUAGCCGGCUAGUGACUAAGUUCAGGGCUGGGUACUGGGUGGAGGCUGGGAGUCUGGCCUUCAGAUGGAAGCUGUUUUUCAGUCCCAGCUUUGAUGCACCUGUACUGACCUUGCCUUCUGGAUGAUAGCAGGGUGAACAGGCUGUGGCUGAGGUCCUUGAUGAUCUUGGCCUUCGUGUGACACCGGGUGCUGUAGAUGUCCUGGAGGGCAGGCAGACCACACCACCCUCUGGAGAGCCCUGUGGUUGCGGACAGUGCAGUUGCCAUACCAGGCGGUGAUACAGCCCGACAGGAUGCUUUCAAUGACGCAUCUGUAAAUGCUUGAGGAUCUUAGGGGCCAAUAAUUUCUUUAGCUUCCUGAGGUUGAAGAGGCGCCAUUGCGGCUGCACCACACUGCCUGUGUGGGUGGACCAUUUCAGAUUGUCAGUGAUGUGUACGCUGACAAACUUGAUGCUUUUCACCUUCUCCACUGCAGCCCGUGGAUGGGGGCGUGCUCCCACUGCCGUUUCCUGAAGUCCACGUUCAGCUCCUUUUGUUUUGUUGAGGGAGAGGUUAUUUUCCUGGCACCACUCCGCCAGGCCGCUCACCACCUCCCUGUAGGCUCUCUCGUUAUUGUUGGUAAUCAGGCCUACCGCUGUUGUCGUCCGCAAACUUGAUAAUUAAGUUGGAGGUGUGCGUGGCCACGCAGUCAUAGGAGUACAGGAGGGGGCUGAGCACGCGCCCCUGUGUUGAGGAUCAGCGUAGUGGUGUUGCCUACCUUCACCACGGUGGCCCGUCAGGAGGUCCAGGACCCAGUUGCACAUGGGGUUCAGACCCAGGGCCCCGUAAUACUGAGGAAACCAAUUAGUUAUUUUAAAUAUUUUUUAACAGCUCCUUUGCCUCAUUGGAGAGGGCUUUGGCUCCUUCAGCAGGGACGUUUGCGGUGCUGUCGUCAAUGUUCGAGCCAAAGGUGACAAAAUCGCCGUCUGGACCACCAAUACAGAGAAUGGAGAAGCAGUUACCUAUAUUGGGUAAGUCCAGCAUUAUUCAGUGUGGCCGGACCAAAUGACUCGUUUCUGUAGUGUCAUGUCUGCCCUGAUUCACAGGCAUCUUGACAGACUUAUGGCAUACUUGCCUUGAACAGUCAUAGAUUUUACCUGCCGGCUUCACUCACCUCAGUCAAUAAACAGCCAGGCUUGGACCAGAUCCCACAGAAGCCGGAUGUGGCCUGUUGGCAGCCAUGUUGUAAACUAUAAUUGUUGAGGAUGAGGACAUCUGCUUAGCAACCUAAUGAAAAAUGGAUGUCCACUAGACUAAGGAAAGACCUAAUGGUGCAAUCUAUUGCUCCCAGGAUAUUAGUAUUACAUAUGGCAUUGGCUACAGAUAAUUGACAUCAACAGUUGCCCCCAUACAGCCAGAUUUAACAGCAUUUCUUUAUUUUCAAAGCUACCUUUUUGUUUGAUCAUGUGAUUGGUCAGUUAAAUUAAUGUUUUAUCAUGAUUCAUAUUUUCAGACGGAAGUACAAGGAAGGACUAGGCCUACCUCCAAAACUCGUCAUUGGAUAUCAAGCCCAUGCAGACACAGCCACCAAAAGCAAUUCAAUAACAAAGAACAAGUUUGUGGUGUAG